AUGGCGCUGCGCGCGGCCAUAUUCGGCCUGGACGGGGUCCUGGCGCUGCCCUCGGUCCCCACCGCCUUCGGCCGCGCCGAGCGGGCCCUGGCGCUGCCCAGAGGCUUUCUGAUUGAUGCUUUCCAGAGAGGAGGCCCCACUGGUUCCAGCACCCGCCUCAUGAAGGGAGAGAUCACGUUUUCACAGUGGGUGCCGCUCAUGGAAGAAGACUGCAGGAAGUGCUCCCAGGACUCCGGAGUCAGCCUCCCUGCGAACUUCUCUAUCAGCGAGAUCGUUGGCAAAGCGAUCACUACAAGAAAGAGCAGCCAGCCCAUGCUGCAGGCAGCCCUGGCUCUCAGGAGGAAGGGAUUCACGACCUGCGUCCUCACCAACAACUGGCUGGAUGACAGCGCCCACAGGGGCAGCGUGGCCCAGCUGAUGUGUGAGCUGAGGCCAUACUUCGACUUCGUGAUCGAGUCCUGUCAGGUCGGAAUGGUCAAGCCUGAAGCUCAGCUCUACCAGCUCGUGCUGGACACCUUGAAGGCCAGCCCCAGCGAGGUGGUGUUCCUGGACUGCCUCGGGGAGAAUCUGAAGCCGGCCCGCGACCUUGGAAUGGUCACCGUCCUCGUGCGCGACACCCAGGCGGCCCUGAGGGAGCUUGAGAAAGUGACCGGGACACAGCUUCUCCAGACUGCAGCCCCCCUGCUGGCCCCCUGCAGCCCAGGCGACGUGAGCCAUGGGUAUGUGCCCAUAAAGCCCGGGGUGCGCCUGCAUUUUGUGGAGCUGGGUUCCGGCCCCGCCGUGUGCCUGUGCCACGGCUUUCCUGAGAGCUGGUUCUCCUGGCGGCACCAGAUCCCUGCUCUGGCCCAGGCGGGCUUCCGGGUGCUUGCUGUGGACAUGAAGGGCUACGGAGAGUCGUCCGCUCCUCCAGAACUAGAAGAAUACGCCAUGGAGGUGCUGUGCAAGGAGAUGGUCACCUUCCUGGACAGGCUGGGCCUCUCUCAGGCGGUGUUCAUCGGCCACGACUGGGGCGGCAUGCUGGUGUGGAACAUGGCCCUCUUCUACCCCGAGAGAGUGAGGGCAGUGGCCAGUCUGAACACUCCCUUCAUACCAGCAAACCCCCAGGUGCCCACGAUGGAGGCCAUCAAGGCCAACCCCGUGUUUGAUUACCAGCUCUACUUCCAGGAGCCUGGGGUGGCGGAGGCAGAACUGGAGCAGAACCUGAGUCGGACUUUCAAGAGCUUCUUCAGAGCAAGUGAUGAGGGUUUUCUCACUGUGCACAAAGUCCGAGAAAUGGGAGGCCUGUUCGUGAACACCCCGGAGGCGCCCAGCCUCAGCAGGAUCACCACGGAGGAAGACAUCCAGUUCUAUGUGCAGCAGUUCCGGAGGUCUGGUUUCAGAGGCCCCCUAAACUGGUAUCGGAACAUAGACAAGAACUGGCAGUGGGGCUGCAAAGCCGUGGGCCGGAAGAUCCUGAUCCCGGCCCUGAUGGUCACCGCAGAGAAGGACCCGGUGCUCGUGCCUGAGAUGUCCAAGCACAUGGAGGACUGGAUCCCCCACCUGAAAAGGGGACACAUUAAGGAUUGUGGCCACUGGACACAGAUGGACAGGCCCACCGAGUUAAAUCAGAUCCUCAUUGAGUGGCUGGAGGCUGAAGCCAGGGACCCACCGGUGGCCUCGAAGCUUUAGAGCAGGGCUGUUCCAAGCCUGGCAGGCGCCCCAACAUCUUCAUCUGCUGGCAUGCUGCCCCAGAGGGGGCCUCUCCCACCUCUGUUGUAACCGGCACCAUUAUGCUGACGGGGUUUGCAAAGAAAGUGAUAUUCUUUCAAUGGAGUAACCUGAACUGACACAAUGUUAGAUCCGUACCUUCCAGACUGAGAAAAAUCAUGUGUGAUUAAUUUCUGGGUGUAAAUGCCUUAUUCAGAGGGUGGGUGGUUUGGAGGCAGUGGGCAGAAUGGCGCAGCCAGGGCAUGACUUCUCUAUGACUAAUUCUGUAGCAAAUUCAGCAUUUAUUGUUCGAGCAUUUCCGCAGAGGCCAGAACGCCCGAGUUCAAUAAAGCUAAACAGCUGUGAUCUGCGCUCUUGGAGGAAUGCGGUGUUUUUUAGGAUGAUGCCCCCAUGGGCCAUCUGUGUUGUCGCCAAUGGCAAGAGUCCAUCUUUUGUGUGGCUGAGUAGUAUUCCAUCACGUCUGUCCGCUUCUUCUCAUCUUCUUUAUCCAGUCAUUCCUCAGUGGGCACUUAGGUUGCUGCAUGUCUUGGCGAGAGUGAAUAAUGCUGCGGUGGACAUGGGUGUGCGUAUGUCUGUUUGAAUGAGUGGUUUCCUGUACUUUGGGACCGAUACCCACAGGUGGAAUAGCUGGAUCAUUGGUAGAUCUAGCUUUAAUUUUUUGAGGAGCCUCAUUUUACAUUCCCACCCAGAGUACACAAGGGAUCCCUUUCUCCUCAUCUCACCAACUGUCUCUGGUCCUUCCGGUGAAGGCCCUUCUAACCGAUGCCAGGUGGUAUCUCCCUGUGGUUCUGAUGUCCACUUCCUCCAGAGUCGGUGACCUUGUGCAUCUUUCCACGGGCAUGUCGGCCAUCUUGCUGAAAUGUCUCCUCAGAUCGCCCCAUUUUUUAACCAUAUUGCUUUUUGCGACUCGGUUGCUGGAGUCCUUCGUGUGUUCUGGAUGGCAACCCUGUGGGGCGCGUGGCCUGAGGCGUCUUGGUCCUGCAUCGGUGGCCUUUUGGUUUGGAUGGUGGUUUCGUUUCUUUCAUUAUCUUUGCCUGUUCUUAAGCAGGUCAUUUGCCUUCUGGCUGUUGUGGCAAGAAUUCUUUAUCUACUCCCUUAUAAUAUUCAGGAUUUGCAAAUAUCCCCCCCCCCAUUUCAUGGGUGGGAAGCUCACUUUUUAAUCAGUAAAAAAAAUAGCUUCCAUUGUUAGGAGGCCUGCUCUCUGCUUCUCAUGCACUUCAACCCUGUUUGCUGUCACGUUCGGCCCAAGACAGGAGCCAGGCACAGAUCAGCAUGGGGCGGCGUGUGAUUGGGGUGCCGUCAGAGCGGACGACAGGCAGUGCUUUGUGUCUGUGCCUCAAAAUGAGACGACUCCAGAGAAAGCCACUGCGGUGGCAUCUGUCACUGAUUGAGUAGAUGGAGAGAUGGCUCCGGGCCCCUGUCUCCCUCAGUGACCUGGAUUCCCUUGGAGAAAGAACACGAGAGGCAGCAGAAUCCCAAGCCCCCCGCUCGCUGGCAGCAGAAUCCCAAGCCCCCCGCCUGCUGCGUGAACUCUGUGCCCCGCACCACCUUUCUGAGAGAAAGAGCGGGCUGACAGGGACGAGAAAAUAAUACCUGCAGAUCAGAAUUCCUUAAACACCAAAUGCCUCAGUAAGCACACGGGUGUGACAGAUGUCAGGGUGCAGAUGACAGAGAUGGAGCCCGGUCUCCCCGAUGAGCGAGCUGGGGUGGGGGGCGCCGUCUCACAACCAGCUCGGCAGCCUGUGCUGGUGUUAAUCUCCCGGCCGGCAGCUGUCUGGACAGGUUGCGCUCAGCAAUUACUGAGCAGGCUGAGUCUUCCAGAGAGAAGAAAAGAGCAAUAAACCAUCGCCUCGGCCACGGGUGGGGGCAGCGCAGAUGGCAUUAGCUGAUACCCACCGUUUUUUGCUGAUUUUGACGUUUCUUUUCAUGUACUUAUAUUUCUUUUCAA
Messenger RNA from Talpa occidentalis (Iberian mole), 3655 nucleotides. It is a transcript of the gene EPHX2, whose product is annotated as epoxide hydrolase 2. Bases 1 to 1668 code for a protein of 555 amino acids. Gene Ontology annotation, molecular function: magnesium ion binding; lipid phosphatase activity. NCBI's taxonomy places the organism in Eukaryota, Metazoa, Chordata, Mammalia, Eulipotyphla, Talpidae. The record is from RefSeq and is a predicted model, not a curated record. Gene Ontology annotation, cellular component: peroxisome. Gene Ontology annotation, biological process: phospholipid dephosphorylation; cholesterol homeostasis. The transcript has 19 exons.